Messenger RNA from Mus musculus (house mouse), 3829 nucleotides. Its product is annotated as RIKEN cDNA 4930562C15 gene. NCBI's taxonomy places the organism in Eukaryota, Metazoa, Chordata, Mammalia, Rodentia, Muridae. The record is from RefSeq and is marked provisional. The transcript is spliced from 16 exons. Bases 174 to 3611 code for a protein of 1145 amino acids.
GAAGCUCUGGUCUGAGCUCUCACAAGGACAGAGGCCAUUCCUUGCUGACCACUGUGACUUGCCACCCCAAGCCUCUCAGGACCUGUUGGUGUAGCAGUUCAGAUAAUUGAAAGCCGCUACUUGUCCCCAAGGACACCCAGAAGCCUUGCCACAUCAACUGACCCCCCGGCAGGAUGAGCUUCUCAAUCACAUUCACCGAGCUGGUCAACGUAGCCAUCCCACAGUGUGGGGUCGUGAACUUCAAGGCCCUUCAUCUCCUGCUCCAGGGCAUCCUGGAGCACAUCCAAAUCACUGAGCUCAAGAAAGUUCUUUCAGGGGAAGAGGACUUCCUUCAAUCCUCACCGGCUGUGUUUAUACCCAGGGAGGGAGAUGCCCAGCCUGUCAUCAACCCAAUGAAGAGGCUUAGCAACAUCUUUGACCAAGUAGUAGACCGAAUCGAAAAGAUAGAGUCCAAACUGGCUGAGAUGCAGGACAUACCCACCACCUCACAGCUGGUAGAGGAGAGCUAUGGGGACAAGCGGCCUGCUGAGGAGAUGUGGAAUAAUAUCAAGAUACAGAAGAGGAUAGAGGGCAACGAGAAAGCCACAGAAAAGUUUACCAGGACUCUGCAGGAUCUGCUCAACGACCUUCAUGUCCUCAAGGGCUCUGUUGAGACUGUUCAGAAGGAUGUGGACACGAUCAAGUUUAUAUUUGAAAAGGUAAACCCACAAAAAUUGGAACUUCUCGGUGAUGACUUGAAAACACAGAGCCGGAAGUUGGGUGCCCUGCAGCGGGAAGUGGUUACCCUCCAGAACAAGGUUCGAGCUGUCCCUCAACCUGAGGAGAUGGUGCUCUGGAGUGGCCUCCAUGAGGCCAUGUUCAGUCCGGAACAGCAGAAGCUGGAAGUGGAGCCGUCCGGAGUCUGGCAGAGCAUGGUCUCUCUGCCAGGGUCUCCUUUGGAGCAGCCUGAGGAUGCUGGCUACAUCCAUAUCCCCAUCCACAGUGCCACCCCUGUGCCCACCAUGGUGCAGUUAGGAACCACAGGAGCCCUCAGAGAGGAGGAGCUCACUCGGGCUGUAGAACUUGCUGACUCCCAGAGGCCAGAGCUGGCUCAGGCCUUUGUGUCUCAGACACAGAGGCUAGAACGGGCUCAGGCCUCUGUGUCUCAGACACAGAGGCUAGAGCGGGCUCAGGCCUCUGUGUCUCAGACACAGAGGCUAGAGCGGGCUCAGGCCUCUGUGUCUCAGACACAGAAUCUGAGACAGACUGCCCCUUUCCCUUUCCCUGUCCCUGGUUUUGUGCCUGGGCCUGAUUUCAUGCCAGUCUAUGGGCCUAGACCUGGAAUGGCUACCCCAAGCGCAUGGGCCUUACCAAGAGGCUUGGCUAGGGGUAACUAUUGGCCUAUAUGGGGUAUAGGUCCCUACCAGCCUGGCCAAGGUCCACUUCAGCCUAUGGGCCCGAUGCCCAGGGUUCCCUUCCCAGCCAUGGGAAGUGACAUACCAUGGACUCAGCCACUGCCACAAGGGACCCAGUGGUACCCAAAUAUUGAAGAAAGAGGGCCUGAAUAUGAGGAACAAUACCCGGAAGGCUAUCAGGAGGAGAUGCCCAUGGAUGAGGCUCCCCAGGAAGAGAUGGCUGUGUAUGGGGCUCUUGAGGAAGAGAUCCCUACGGAAGGGGCUCCCCAGGAUGGGAUUCCCAAGGGAAGAGCUCGGGAGAGGAUUUCCAAGGAAAAGGUCCCCAAGUACAGAACCCCCAAGGAGAGGGUUUCCUAUCACAAAGCCUCCAAGGAUGUGAGCCCCGAAGACACAGGCACCAAAGAUGAGGCUCCUGAAGUCAAAGUUCUCAAAAAGGUGGUCUACAAAGACAGACCUCAGAAGGACAAGGCCCCGGAACCACGCCGUAAGGGCCCUUCAUCUGCCAUAAAGAAGCUGAGGUCUGCUAUUGCCUCAGCUGCAGCAGCUGCGGCUGCCUACGCAGCCCAUGCAAACUCAGCUGCCCAGCUUGCCAAAGAUGCUGUAAAGGCCAUCCAGGACGUUCCUGCAAACCAGCUGGCUGCCAAGGCAGCAUUAAUUGCAUCAUCAGGGCCUUUAGGAGCCUUUGCAGAUUUCCUGGGUGCAGGAUUUGGCCAUGGGGCCACUUCCAACACACCCUUCGAUGAGGGUGAGUUGGAAGAGUUUCCUGAAGAGUUUGCAGCACCCUUUAACCCCUUCACAUCCAAACCAGUCCUGUCCCAGGCCAUGAUAAGUGCCACGCAGGCUACGAGUCCUGAAGAAAAGAAAAAGGCCGUGCAGUACUCCAUGGGUCACAUUGCCCAGAUGCCCAGCAGACAUAACUCCCUGAAAGAAGAGUUUACAAAUCUGUCAACCACCUUAAACCAACGCUUAAAUUACUUAGCUAACAUGGGAAGCUCUGGCGUGCUUGGUAGCACAGUAAAUGUUCUGGAAGAAAAGAUUAUUAACCUCCAGAAGGCCAGGCUGCAGGAAGAAGAGCUGGAGAGAGUUUGGGGCCACCAGAUAGAUACGAUGAAGAGUCACUACAUGGUGCUGGACAGGGCAGUGGAAAGGCUCCAGAUUCGCAUGGAUGACUUGAAGAUCCUCAAGGCAGAAAUCGAAAGGCUGGACCUGGUUAAGGCAGAUAAAAAUGUGAUGGAUCUGGAGCUGAAUGAAAAAGCUAACAGGGACGCAUUGGCAAGCAAGGCAAACAGAGUGGACUUGGAGACGGUGGCGAUGGAGCUGAAUGAGAUGAUUCACAGCAUGCUCUUGAAGAUCACAAACUAUGAGUCUGACUGGAAGAAGGCUCUGAAACAUCUCAGGAAGGACCUGAACACUAAGCUAGUCCAGAGCGAUCUGAAUAGCCUAAAGAAGGACAUAGAAGAGGUCUGGAAGGUGGUCCGGAAGCUUCUGCUAGAAGGUCUCCGAUUCGACCCUGACAGCGCUGCAGGCUUUAAGAAGAAAUUGUUCGAGAGGGUAAAGUGCAUCUCCUGCGACAGGCCCGUAGAGAUGAUGACUGGCCCACAGCUGAUCACCAUCCGCAACACCCAUGGGCUGUCCCGAAUAAGGCCAGCCAGUGCCAACAGCUAUGAGUAUCUGCAGCGGCAGCUGAUAAGGGAACAACAGCAGCAUCUGCAUUUCCAGAACUUUGGAGUCCAUGAGGAGGGUCAGGGCUUCCAGAAGGACUGGGGUGAUGGGCCCCGAAAUGAGAACACCUUGAAGCACAAGUCACAUGACCUGUCAACACUCUAUCCUUAUGGGGACCCUGAGCUGAUGAACUAUGACACUGCUGAGGUGGACAUCUUGGGGGUAGAUGGAGUUCUGUACAAAGGCCGAAUGAGCAGCCAGUUUGGGACUCGGACUGGGGAGAAGGACAUUGCAGCUGUGAAAGUUUCAUAUUACACCAUUCCAAACCUGACUGAUCGUGUGCGCCCAGGAUCCUUACUUGCUCCGGGCUAUCCACCCUUGAGCCCCCGCACCAGUAUCACCUCUGCCACCACUCUACACUCUGCCACCAACACCACGACGGCACGGCCACCAUCCCUGCCACCAGUGCCACAGCUACCACCACUGAUCCCUGUCUCAAGGGAUACCCAAGAGGCCCCUGGAUCUGCCAAGCGUUUGAAAUCUCCACGGCUGUAGCACACCAACCCGUGAAACCCAAGCCUGUGACUCAACUACCAUUGGGUCCCCUUCACUCAAAGAAAGAGACCCAGAGCCCUGGAACAGAUCCAGGAAAGGAUGCAGGGAUCCUGGAUAUAGGGGAAGGAAGGUCUGCAUAGGGGACCCAUGACUCAGUGUUUAACUGUGUAUCUAAAAUAUAAGCCAUACAGUCCUUCCUAGCCAACCUUUUCAUAGAU